AAAAACUAACCACUGUAUAUUUAUGUUAAAUGUAUCAGAAGAUUGUGUUUGGAAACAAGAAAAUUAAGAGAACUGUGUAACAGCAUCACUAUUACAGACACCUCUUGUAUUUAUUUGAACCUAGCGGUCAGCUACUGCUUAAUGCCUCCAUUUCCUGAUGCUGAAGGUCUGAUGUUAUCUUCCAAAUGACUUAAGCAAUCAGCAGUGCAAAUACGUGAGGAGAGCAGAAAAGAUUAGCAAGUUUUGCAGUCUCUGCCAAGUUCCAUAGCUUCAGUGCUACACUGCUUGCAGGCUACCUGUCAACAUCCAGCCAAGAAACUCAAGGCUCUUUACAAGUAUUCCUGAAUUAAGCUGAUGAGGUGCUGACCUCUGGUUGGUGUUUCAGAGACUAUUAACAAUAGCUACCUUCCUUGGACUCUCCAGCAAUGGUUCAUAAACUUCCUGGGAUCUGUAACCCUCUUGUUGAAAAUUACUGGUUUGCAUAAAGAGGCAGAGCUGGUUGCUGCUUCAUUGCUUUUCCUGCCACUAGUGGAUGAUUCUGCUGUUCCUGUGUUUAAGAAAGACCUCUCCCUUAAGUGAGACCAUGAGCAAUGACCACACUUCAGAAAAGCAGGCAUUGUUUUCACUCAAGUUGAUUUUGUUGAACCAAUAUUCAAUUCAACAUGGAAAGAAUUUGAUCAACACACUUGACGAACAGGCAAACAGCCUGGAGGCACAGGAACUUCCUGAGUUGGCCUCACUGCUGGAUCUGCGGAGAUCCUCACGUACUGUGGAAAAAUACAAGAGUGUCAAUAAUGGAUUUGAACAUGAGCUGCCAGCAAGCUGGAUGAAUUGUGUGAUUGUCACAUCCACUGAAUGUUCUGGAGCAUCCCUGACAAGGUCCCAUCCCAAGACUCAGGGGGACGAUGGAUUUGUUGUAGAUGUAUAUCACUGCCCUCUUAUGGACGGACUCAGUGGUAAUCAGGAAAAUACUCCUGAGUCCCCCAGCAAGGCUUCCUUAUGCCAUGCUCAUGAAGUAGCGAUAUUCUGCUAUUGCAUUUCACAGGAGAAGGCACAGAGACAAUCAGUAGGUCUCCCGACAUGGCAAGAAAUUGGAGUCAAGUGUCCCAAACUAGAGGGCACAAAGUGUGAACAUGAAGAAGAGGGAAGGAGGAAAAGAUGGCAGGGCCCUGUCUCCUCAGUUGCACCAGCAACUGGUUUCUGGCAUCGUUCUGUCUUUGGUGGAAGCUGAAGCAUAAUGGUGAAAGAAAAAAUAAUGAUGGAGACUGCAAGACAACCCAGCAUUACCUUUUGGAUGGUUAUGCCAUCCCACUACUGUAUUGCAACACCAGGGUGUUGCAAAGAAUGCCUUAAAAUGUGGGGCUACCCAAACCUAAAAAGGCUUGGGAGUGGCAUAUUACUGUACACAUGGCCUCAUCUUAAAAGAAGAUUAACAUUAACAAACUUAAGAUAGUGGAAAGUUGGGAGGAGUUGGUAUAAAUUUCAUUUCAGCAACGCUAUGGUUCAAAUAAAAAAACCCCAUUAUUGUCAUCAUCCUCUUUGUCAGUUCUACCUGUAACUGUUCCUUUUUAUUUCAGCAGAGGCAAUCACCACAAAAAUCUGGAUGAACAAACUUCUCAUGUAUAUGGCAGGGCAACCUCAGAAAGUGGUGUGCACAGCAGCUGGUAUUGCUGUCUUGGCUGCUCGUCAGGGCCAUGAAGAUCAUGCUCCAGCCUGGCUGCAGGUACCUGUGACUGCAGGGCAGAAGAGGGAGCUGCCAGUAGCUGCCAGUGGCCAGCUCAGGUGUUAGACUUAUGCAAAGUCUAAACUAUGCCACUAAACAAUGCCACUUAUGAAUACAAAAUUCCCCUAUUUCUUUUUUGCUUUAAUGAGAAGAGCUUUGCAGAUGUGGGGUCAGGAACAAAAGUAGCCAGUAUUUCCUCUUUCUACAUGCUAAUCAGCCCUGUUCAUGGGACACUGGCUAAUCCCUUUGGCUUCUGAACUGAGAAAAGAAGAUGCUCCUCUUCCAAGAAACUAAUGAAUCACCCCUUUUAGUACAUGCAUGACUACAUUGUUAAAAGCAGUCUUAAUCACUCACUGAGAAAAACGUUAUGAUCAUUUCUCUCUUUUAGUUGUUAACUGGAAGCCUUGGGAGUUGUGACUCACAGCCUGUGUGCUGUGGCAAGCCCAGAAAGACUUCAAUAGACUUUUAGCUAGUUAUAGGAGCCCCCUGCAUCUUAUUCCUCACAUCUUCCUUGUAUAGGUAUAACUUGGAAAAAUGGUAAAUUUCUUGGUUUUGUACUAUUCUAAAAAUCACUGCUUUUCAGAUGCAUUUGACCAGAACUUUACACCAAAGUUCAAAGAAGAAAAGCAUUUUUGGUAGGCAGCCGACUUCUAGCAGGGAAUAGGGCAAAACAGCUCCUGGGCUGGAGGAAACCCACCCUCCAUUUUUCCUUUACUCUGUAGUGGCAUUGGACAUACCAUGCAUACGGUGGUUUGCCUGGUUUAUGAGCAUAGGACUGUGUGUCAAGAGGGCAAUGAAAUAAGAAAAAAGGAGUGGUAAGAGUAAAUUAGAAGGUUCUUGACAGCUUCCUGGAAAGAGGAUGAAUGGGUCUGAGGUUCAAUAUAGGAUGAGGAUCCCCUUGAAGGCUCUCCAGACACAGUUAAGCAUUUUUUUUUCCUACUGUGAAGCAUCAGCCACAAAAAUACAUCUAGUCUACUCAUUAAAUGUAAAUUGCUAAGGAUGACAGGGAUAAAUAACAACAAAAUCUCCAGGUAAAUGGUAUACUUAGAGAUGCUUCAAAAAGGUACUUGGAAUCAUUGUAUGAUCUGCCCUUUGGGCUGUGCUGGUAGAGGUAGAAGGGUAGAAUGGCUCAGAGAUCCUCUGCUUUAGCAGAGACUGCUGUGACACAUUAUCUCAAUCAGAUGACAAUAGUUUUCUUUCAGCAUCUUUACCUAGGACUGGAUAACUAGCUUUUUGUUUCUCGGGCUGCAAUUGCUGGGAAAAGUAUUGCCAUCAGCUGUAGGUCUUGGAAAUAUCCUUUCAUAUAUGGAAAGGAAGUGGGAUUUAUUUUGAGACAGUCUCACUCCCCUGGCGUGUUGCUUGAUGAAUGUAGUCUCUUGAUGGAGGCAUGCUGCCAUGGAGGCACAGCCUGUGUCAGCUCAACUUUCAAAGAAUGACACAAACCACUGUGGAGGAAGCAGAUGUUCCCAGUGGUAUCACAAAUAAAGAACCGACAAGGACACAUUUGGGAAGAAGGGCAUGCUAAAGACCCUAGCAAAACUGCAUUUGGUGGGUUCAAGGGAGGAUUCAGUGAGACCAGAGGUGAAGAGAGAGCCUUGCUGGGGGAUAGCUCUGGAGAAGAACAGAGAAGCUCCAGAGGCCUCCCUAUCCAUCACAGGCUGUUGGGCGGUUCAGGUUUUGUGUGAUGACCAUACAGAUGCAAAGGAGUGUAACUUGUAGAGCUAAAAUCCCAGCCAUCCUCUGGAUGGGUACUAAAUGGUCCUAAAAGGUCAGUGUGAAAGAGCAAAUAGUAACUGUAUAAAAUUCUAGCCUUUACAUAGUUUUGUCUUGGUAGGAAAUAGCCAGGACCUUGACAGUUGAAAGUGAACAGACCUAUUAAAAUCAUGUAACUGUUUUCAUGAUGCAGAGAUUGCUAUAGUAGCCAGCACUUUUUCUUUGUGCAUGGCAGACAUCAGGAAACCAACAUCUUUAAUGGCAAACAACAAUUUGAAUUUCUGACUGCAACAUCUGUUUAAAAUAUCUUUGAUACUCUUAAAAUAUUUCAGUUUAGUAACCUCAUUCAGCAUCAAUUUCUGCUCAGAUCUCAGAGCACCUUUUAAUAUCUGCUGUUUCUUACAUUCAUAAAAAUAGUACUUAAACAUCAAAUGAUCCUUUAUAAAUGUAAGACUCAUGGGCCACUUCAGUAAAUUGCUUAUUGCAACUAAUUGCCCACCACUUCACAAAACUCCUUUCUGUUUUAGGGCCCUUCCUUGCAAAGCCCCCAUGAGACUGAGAUAGACUCCAUAUCUAAUACCCCAAUAUUUAGAGUACAAGAUUGUGACACUCAGUGUAUUUUUUUCCUUCUAGAUCCCAUGUAUUUAUAAGGCACAGGCCUCCUUUUGAGACCUCAGAGCAAGACCCUUGCAUUGUGCAACUGGAGGAUUCCCUCUGGUUCCCACACUCAGCCAGGUUGAGUGGUUCUACCUAACAGGAACCUCAGUCCUUAAUGGAAAUCAAGUCAGGAUGAUCAAAAAAGCCUUGCCCAGUCAUGAAUCCUGUGUGAUGAUUCUUGUCUUUCCUUACUGUAGACUGGAAUAUUGAUAUCAACACCUCACUGUGGUCAGGUCCCACUGUGUGCAAGGGAGCCAAGGGUCCAGCCUUCAAUAUUUGACACCUAUUGGGAGAUUUCUUUGAAUGUCUUGAACCACUGAAUUCCUGCUCAUUUUUUUUUCAGCCUCAGGCCAGGCAAUAAAAUGGAUUUCCUGUACAAAUUGGCUGUGGACAUCAUAUUGCUGGGCAGCUGAGAAAUGCUGUAGCAGUAGAUGACCCUUGCCUCCUUCUUAAAGACAAAUGACACUUUUACCCUUGCAUUUUUGCAGCUAUACUGCCAGGGUCAGUAAAUACAGUAGACAGGCUUAAAAACUAAGGAUUUUUAUGCAAAUUGUCCAAUUGCCUGCCAAAAAAAAGGGAUUUAUUAUUCACUAUGGGAAAUCUCUAUAUCUGAUCAGAAAUGUGAAUAAAAUACCCUAACUUCAAAGUCUACACUGAAUAAUACACAUUUCCAUUUCUUGCUCAUCCAAAUCACCUGGCAAACUUAUUCAGAGAUUUUGGUGCACUGAACAUGUAUUCUAGCCAAGUACUUUAUUCACCACUGAGAACUUUUUCAGAUUGGAUGAUUUUAAUUGGUUUUGUAAUCUUAAAUCUUAAAAAAAUCUUUAUAUGAUUCUUCUCUUGUGUAUUUGGUUUUAAAACUUUUUGAGGCAGAGAUGACCUAUGCUAUAGCCUUCUACAAUAUGUAAUAUCCCAUUUUGGAGGAGCCAUUUCAGUAUCAUUAUAAUGCCAGACUGGAAGUAAGGAGUGAAUACUUAUUUCUUUGCAGUAAAUGCAUCAUUGGCAUUGCUCUUACCAUUACAGCUAACAAUCAACUAAGAAAAGAGAGGUAUAGAGACCAGGCUGUGGUUACAUGGCUUGGUAAAUCUGGCUUCAGAGUACUUAAGUAGAUCAGAAAAGUUACUAGCUCAAAAUAGCAAAAUUCCAGGUUUUGUGCAAACUUAUUCUACCUAACAAAAUGUGUUAAAAUUGUUUUAAAGCAAUAACUUUCUUCUGGCCAGCUUUAAAUGGAUUUGAUGGGGGAGAUUUUUGCCUGCAAUCAGCUUAUAGCCAACAGAAAGUAUGAAGCUGCUUUAACACAGUAACUCACACUCUUUUUAGCUCAGAAGAUACAGAAAUUCAGUGGUGCGUGUGUGUUUGUUCCAGAUUAAAUUUAUAUUGUUAGUUGACCCAGUAAUGCAUGUAGCUGGCAUUAAUGACAGGGAAGCCUCAGCUGUUGAAGGGUUGAUUCUUGAUAACUAUAUAAAUGUAGCAUUUCAUCAUCCCACAGGAAAUGCAUUUGUUAUUUUCUUUCAUUGAUUCCCAGUGCUUCUUUGCCUUAGGCUUUAGUAUAUACAUUUUAUUUUCCAUUAAAAAAGUAGGUGGGUGUUUUUUGUGGGUUAUUUUUGU
This is a messenger RNA of Pipra filicauda (Wire-tailed manakin), 5701 nucleotides long. RefSeq lists its product as uncharacterized. Bases 533 to 1231 code for a protein of 232 amino acids. The record is from RefSeq and is a predicted model, not a curated record. NCBI's taxonomy places the organism in Eukaryota, Metazoa, Chordata, Aves, Passeriformes, Pipridae. The transcript is spliced from 13 exons.